CUUUUAGUACCCGAGCGCACCACGUACCUUCCAGUUGCAAUUCCUACGUACCUUCCCUUUCAUACUCCCAUCCUCUCGCUCAUCGUACCUACCUUAUCUUACCGCCUGGCCUGCCUGCCUGCCUGCCUCGUUACCCAACAACACGUUCACUUUUUAAGGGAAAAAAAUAAUAGUCACCCCAACAGACCGGGACAGAUACUACACACGCGCACACACGCACGCUACCUUACCUACCUUACACACACUCUCGUACACACCUGAGGCAACUUGACGCGACUUUGCAGCAAGAGGGGCUGGGGCAGAAAAACCGGCCUGAACUUUUUUUUCUUAUCAUCUUAUUUUUCCGAACGAAAAGACGCCAGCCAGGAGCUGUCACUCUCGGAAUUUUCACCCUUCACUUCCCACACUCAUUCCUUGACAUCCUCUCAGUGUCACUUUCACUCUCAGACUCAUCUCACUCACGGAUUUUUCUGAUCCCAUCAUGUCUGCUCAGACCACCGACACGCCCGUCGCGGCACCUGCCCCAGCUGUUGCUGCUGAGGCCCAGCCGGCCGCCGCUGCACCUGCCGCGGAGCCGACUUCGGCUGACGCUCCCGCACCCGCCGCCGUUGCUGCUGCCACCCCUGAGGUCAAGCAGGAGCAGAAGACUGAGAAGGCCGCCGCUCCUGCUGCCGAGAAGCCCGUCGACAAGGCCCAGACUCCCCUGUCUUCGCUCUUUGAGAAGCUUCCCGCCAUCUUGGCCGAGGCCAAGCACAACGAGAUGUGGGGUGUGCAGCUCUCCGACGACACCCACGUUCCCACCACCGUCGUCUUGCAGAAGUUCCUUCGCGCCAACGAGGACGAUGUCUCCAAGGCUGCUGACCAGCUCCAGAAGGCUCUGAUCUGGCGUCGUGACACUAACCCUGGCAAGCUUCUUGAUGAGGUCACUUUCGAUGGAAAGAAGUUUGGCGAUCUCGGCUAUGUCACCACCCACAAGGACGCCCAGGGCAAGGAGAUGAUCAUCACCUGGAACAUCUACGGAGCCGUCAAGGACAAGAAGGCCACCUUUGGCAACGUCGAUGAGUUCAUCAAGUGGCGCGCUGCCCUUAUGGAGCUCAGCGUCCGCAAGCUUAACCUCGACAAGGUCCAGACCGCCAUUCCUGAUGGCGGCGAGGACCCCUACCAGAUGAUCCAGGUCCAUGACUACCUCAACGUCAGCUUCCUCCGCAUGGAUCCCGCUGUCAAGGCCGCCUCCUCAGAGACCAUCAGAAUCUUCGCCAUGGCCUACCCUGAGCUUCUCGUCCACAAGUACUUCGUCAACAUCCCCGCUCUGAUGGGCUGGGUCUUCAAGGCGAUGAAGGUCUUCCUCGCUCCCAAGACCAUCGCCAAGUUCCACCCUCUCGGCUAUGGUAACGAGUUGGGCGGGGAGCUCCCGGCCUACAAGGACUCGCUCCCCAAGGAGUACGGCGGAAACGCUGAGGGCAUCAAGACCACCGGCCAGACCGUCAAGCUCACAGAGGCUGAGGCCCCUGUCGAGAAGCCCGCGGCUGAUGCUACUCCUGCCCCCGCCGUCGCCGCGCCUGUUGCGACUGAGGCCCAGCCUGCCGCCGAGGCUCCGUCGGCUGUCGCCGCUGAGACUAAGGCCGUCGAGACUACCCCUCCUGCGGUUGCUGUCACCGAGCCCGCCGUCGCUUCUGAGCCUGUCAACGCUGCUCCUGCGGCUGCUGAGACUGAGAAGACCGAGGUUCCCACCGUUGCCGACUUGAGCAUCAAUGACAAGACCGAGGCCAAGGAGGAGGCCAAGACCGCUGCCGCCUAAAGGAUAACUUUACGGCUUGCAUGGUUUGAUUCUCUAUUCGUGGCUUUUUUCCUUUUGUUACAUGCCUUUGAAUCUGUGGGCUGGACCUUGGUUGGUUUUUCGGGAACAUGAGAAUGAUGUUGUCGCAAGAGAUCCAUCGGGUUUCCAGGCAUUCAGGAUUUGCUCAAUCCUUUCUCAAGAGAGAAAGAGAGGGGGCAGAAUCCGGAGUUCGCCCACUGCAUUUUCUCCUUGCGUUCAUGCCAUAAUACCCUUCUAGUGUGUGUUUGUGGCGUUGUCAAUUCGAAUUCAAAUCUUUCGAUCGAAGACAGAAAGGAAUGGGAUCAGAACAGAGAGACUAGCAGGAAAGGAUGGGAAUGUCUCCUCUUUAAUACCUAGGUUAGGAAGAAAAAUAAAAUCGAAUUCGACCAUUCAAACCCGCUGGAACCUUGAGCAUGUGAGAAUGUGUCAAACUGACUCG
Molecule: messenger RNA, 2255 nt
Organism: Colletotrichum phormii
Lineage: Eukaryota; Fungi; Ascomycota; Sordariomycetes; Glomerellales; Glomerellaceae
Product: CRAL-TRIO domain-containing protein
Exons: 2
Coding region: 482-1798 (438 amino acids)
Biological process (GO): regulation of exocytosis; Golgi to plasma membrane protein transport
Cellular component (GO): cytosol; plasma membrane; cortical endoplasmic reticulum
Molecular function (GO): phosphatidylinositol transfer activity
Source: RefSeq, a predicted model, not a curated record